AUGGUGGUAAAACACCGUCAACAAGAUGUUGUCACUAGAGAUGCAAUUGAAAACGAUACAAUUUCUUCAGUUGCUGCCAAAUAUUGGGCACCAUUUACAAGUGGAAAACAUGAAAAAUAUGACCCAAAAUUGGUUGAAGUAAUUUAUCAAAAUGAAAUGGUUAAUACACAGUUCAAUCCACGGAAAAUUGUUAUGCUUGAAUUCAGUCAAUACCUUGAAUGUUACUUGUGGCCAAAUUAUGUUUCGCCAGCUUCGAAAGCAUAUAAUUUGUCGAUUAUAAUGAUGGUCAAUGAAAAAUUCCGUGAAAGAACAGAUGCCUGGCAGAUAUUCACAGAAAACCCGAAACAAUUUCCUGAGUUUUUCCAUAAUGUCCUAUUGUUGGCAUUAGAUGAAAAAAAUGAAACAAGUUCCUCCGAGCAGUGCGCAAUUUUAACGUUUUUAGUGAAUGCCUUCAAUUCAGUGGAAGUUGACAUCGUUCAUCAACAAACCAGAAAGCUAACCUCAAUUGAAAUUUGGGAAAAUUUGCUGGAAUCACAACGACAAGAUCUUUUCAAGAAGCAAAAGAAGCUCAAAAAAGUGUGGGAAGUUGUUACGAAAAAGUAUAUGAUCCAGGACGAAAAAGAUAACGGUCGAGGAAAAUUUGAGCGAAAUUUUCUUUGGGCUCUAAUAGAAAAGUUCAAGAAAACGUUAAAUUCAAUUGAUGAUGAAACACAAGAAUUGGACAUCGACGCCAUUCGUUAUUGCGAAAGAUUCAUUGAACUCAUGAUUGAUUUAGAAUCGCUUCUACCCACACGACGAUUUUUCAACGCAGUUCUUCAUUCGUCACACAUUUUGCCGCAUUCAAUUCUCUCAAAAUUGAUUUCUACUGAAGCUGGAUCCUUGUUUUGUCAGCUAGUUGAAUUGCUCAAAUUUUAUGCGCGAUUCGAAAUUGACGAAUUCACUGGACGACAACUUUCGCAUAAAGAAGUAUCUCAAGAACACUAUGGAAACGUCACCAAACUUCAAAAAGCUGCGUUCAGAUAUUUUCAUGAUACAAUGAAGGAUUUUUAUGUUCUCAAUGUGAGCGCUGUUGACACUAGAAGAGCACUCGUGAAACAGUUUUCGAAAAUGAGUCACUCUGAUGUUUACCGAUUUGCUGAAUACUUACAUCUGGUGCCAUCGUUCGGAGAAUCAGAAGAAGAGCAAAUAAAAAAUCUGGAGAAGUAUUCUCUAACGUUUUUGACCGAGGCUAUAACGUUGGCUUGUGAGAGGCGACCGAAUCAAUUAACCCAAUUGAACGAGAAGCCGUUGUUCCCCACCGAAAAGCUAAUAUGGGAUGAAAAUGUUGUUCCAUAUGAACACUAUAGCGGCGAUGGUGUUCUUGCUCUCGAUAAGCUUAAUCUACAGUUUUUGACACUUCAUGAUUAUCUGUUGCGCAACUUCAAUUUGUUUCAGCUGGAAUCUACUUAUGAAAUUCGGCAAGAUCUUGAAGAUGUUCUGUUCAGAAUGCGCCCGUUCGCUCAUGAAACCACACAAGAAACGGUUUUCGCUGGAUGGGCUCGAAUGGCGUUGCCAAUUGAGAAUUUUCAAAUUUCGGAAGUUGCCAAACCGUUGGUUGGUGAGAAAUCCCCUGCGAUUGUUCGCGCUGUCCUCACAGUUAAUAUUGGAAAGCGGUAUGAUAUUCGCGAAGAGUGGGAAAAUCUUCGCAAACACGAUGUCUGCUUUUUGGUAUCCUGCCGUUCGAAGAAAUCGGCUGGAGCAAAAUUUGACAUUCGGAAAAAAUUUUCCGAGCAAAUCGACGUUACUAGUGUCCGCGGAUGUGAUAUUGAAGGUCUUCUUGACAAUGAUGGCUUAUUGAUUGAAGAAUUUGAUAUGCAACAUAAAAAACAAACCUUGAAAGGAGAUAUUCGUAAGUAUCGAGUUCUGCUGGAUCCAAAUCAGUAUCGAUUGGAUAUGGAACAUGUUGCGGAGAAAGGUGCAGAAGAUGUUUAUCACACAUUUAACCUCGUUGUCAGACGGGAUGCAAAAGCGAAUAAUUUCAAGGCGGUUCUUCAAACGAUUCGCGAACUUUUGAACACGGAAUGCGUUGUUCCUGAUUGGCUGACGGAUGUUAUUCUUGGAUACGGAGAGCCGGAUAGCGCACACUAUUCGAAAUUGAGCAGCGCAGUUGCCGAACUUGAUUUCAACGACACUUUUCUUUCGUUUGAUCAUGUAAAAAACUCAUUCCCCAACUAUAAUGUGGUUGCCGCUGAUGAGGAUUUGUCGAAAAUGGUUCCACCGUUCAAAUUGGCAUUCAAGGAUCUCGACCAUCGGCAUGAUGUUGAAGUUAAACCAAACGAUUCGAAGACAAUUAUCGUGACGCCGUUGGUUCGAAGAAAAAUAACACCAUAUGAAUAUACGCCAAAUAGGAAUGAAGUGAUGUUCACUCCCUCGCAAAUCGAGGCUAUUAAGUCUGGAAUGCAACCUGGACUCACGAUGGUUGUUGGACCGCCAGGAACUGGUAAAACUGAUGUCGCGGUGCAAAUCAUUUCGAACAUUUAUCACAAUUGGCCUAAUCAGCGAACGUUAAUUGUUACCCACUCAAAUCAGGCGCUUAAUCAAUUGUUUGAGAAGAUUAUUGCUCUUGAUGUCGAUGAGCGACAUUUGCUUAGAUUAGGACACGGCGAAGAAAGUCUCGAAACCGAAAAAGAUUUUUCGCGUUACGGUAGAGUGAACUUUGUUCUCAAAGAACGAUUGAGACUACUCGCCGAUGUCGAAAAACUCGGCGCUGCUUUGAAUAUUGUUGGCGAUGUGGCAUACACGUGCGAAAACGCUGGAUAUUUCUUCCGAUUUUCGGUGUGCCGCGCAUGGGAAGAAUUUUUGACAAAAAUGACGGCCAAGGGAACCAAACAGGUCGAGGGGCUCGUCAAGGAAGCAUUUCCAUUCACGGCAUUCUUUAGUGAUAUCGAAAACUUGUUCAAUGGCGACAAUUCGGCAGAUAUGCAAGUGGCUCAUGCUUGUUGGCAGCGUUUGAGCUACUGA
Messenger RNA from Caenorhabditis bovis, 3000 nucleotides. Lineage: Eukaryota; Metazoa; Nematoda; Chromadorea; Rhabditida; Rhabditidae. The record is from the annotation of a GenBank genome assembly.